This is a messenger RNA of Trachemys scripta elegans, 1638 nucleotides long. Its product is annotated as uromodulin-like. Lineage: Eukaryota; Metazoa; Chordata; Testudines; Emydidae. Gene Ontology annotation, biological process: neutrophil migration. The record is from RefSeq and is a predicted model, not a curated record. The coding region runs from base 349 to 1596 and encodes 415 amino acids. The transcript has 9 exons. Gene Ontology annotation, cellular component: apical plasma membrane; cell surface.
AUCUCCAAGGCUUGUUUUUGUUUUUGUUUUGUUUUUUAAGCUCACCCUGAUCCCAACGUGUGUUUUGGGGCUUGGGGAGAUAAGGAGUGAAAAUGGAGACGCAAGCGCUCUCUCUAUCUGGUGUUGUUUUGGUUGGCAGCGGGAAUGGCACGUAGGACGAAGACAGCAGGAGGAGGAGAUUUACUGAAAUAAGACAGAAAUGCCCACAAAGGGUGGAGAGGAAGGAGUGAUUUCACAUUGGACCAUUCACUGGAGCUCUCCCUGCCCUGGGCUUUGGACUACAUUCAGCCAGCCAGCCAGAGGGGAGUAUCCAGCCGGAGCAAACCAGCUCGUCCCAUUGACAACCGCAUGACUGAAGUGACUGUGACAUGCCUGCUGCUGCUCGCUGCUCUCUGGCUGCCUGGGGGUGAGAGCUACAAUACUGAUCCGAAGAAGCCCCUUGGCCAAAUGGAAGAGGCUGCCCUCCGUCCCAAGAGAAGCCCGAGAUUCUGCUUUCCGAACCCAUGUAAGCACCAGGGAGUCUGCCGGGUAGUUGAGGAGAAACCAAACUGCACCUGCAAGGCUGGCUUCACUGGGACAUUCUGUCAAGAUGUGGUACUCAAGCUGCAGUGUGAGGAAGAUCACAUGAAGAUGAUGGUGAGAAAGGAAGUGUUUGAAGUGUUGAAAAUCCCCUUGGCGCGGGUCCACUUGAAGAACAGCGCUUGCAAGGUCUCUGAAAAGGAGGAGGCUGGAGCAAUCUUCUUUGCAGCCACUCUCACGGGCGAGAACCAUACCCUGUGUGGGUCAGUGAUUCAGCAAAACAGGUCACACGUGUCUUACACCAACGUGAUGGAGUCCGACAUGGAGGCCACGGGCGUGAUCUCCAGAAGCAGCCUUGUGCGAGUGCAUUUCUCCUGCAUCUACUCCUAUGAGCGGGUGGUCCAGCUGCCCUUCUCCCUUACUGCCAUCGACACGCUGGUGAAGUUUGUGGUCAAAGAGGGGGAGUUCAACGUGACCAUGGCCUUGUACGAGACCUCGGCUUACCUGCAGCCCUACCAGCAGCAGCCCCCGGCCCUCCCCCUGUCGGAGUUCCUCUACAUCCUGCUGCAGCUGGAAGGGCAGAGCCAGGUGCGGUACUUCCUGCUGAGCGUCGAGGACUGUUGGGCCACCCCGUCGGCGGACCCCAGCCAUGACAUGCAGCACCAGCUCAUUGUGAAGGGGUGUCCCCGUGAUGAGACCGUGAUGUACAUCAAUGGCAUCGGAAACAGCACCGUGGCAAAGUUCAGCUUCCAGAUGUUCCAAUUCAUCAACUACUCGGAGGUGUUCCUGCACUGCCGAGUACGCCUGUGCCUCCCCGAUGGCCCCGAGCCCUGUGCAAAGCAAUGUCCCAGGAAGUCGAAGAGCAAGAGGGCACUUGAGGAGGACUACAAGAAGAUUGUCUCUUAUGGACCCAUCCAUCUCCUCGCCUCUCCCCUUUCUGGAGCACGGAAUGCUGAGUCGGGGACAAAACUGCAGGACCUUUGGGGGCCACAGCUGUGGAUUCCUGGUGCCCUGGUAACGCUGAUCGUAGCCGGCCUCUUCGUUCUCGUUGCUAUAGCUAAAGCCAUGAGGAAAUGAGUGAUGUCCAGAGAGCACAAUUUCUAAAUAAACCUGCCACUU